AUGUACUUUCAAAGAGGGUCUCAGUGUAAUUGUCCUAAAUAGAAGGAGAGUGUGAAGGCGGAGCUUGCUAGUGAACCCGCGCCACCCAGAAGUUUCACUGAGAGUUUCCUAAACUAGCUCUCAGUAGCAUUUGUACGACCCUGGGGAGGUGGCACGGGGAGGGUGAUCUCCCAUUCAAUAGAAUGCAAAUGUCCCUUUAAGGUUUGCCUCUCUCUCUCCGUGGACUUUAGCCUAAACACGGAGUGAAGCUUGCUUUAUUUGUACAUGAGCACAGAUUUUGGGAAUCAGCCAGUUGCAAUUUGAAAGACCAAGAACGAAAAGGGAGGGGCGAUGUGGCAAUUCAUCUUGGAUGUGAAAAGCGUGGAGAGGACUUAGAAGCAUUUGUCGAAAACACAGGAAAUUACCCCCUCGGCGGCUGCUGCUGCUGCUGCGCUGCCACUGCCACUGCCACUGCUGCUGCCGCCACAGCUGUUUGAAGAACUGGCGAAGUGUCUCAGAAGCAGCGCUCGGGCCGGUUUGUUCAGGGCAGCUUGAAGCGUGUCCCAGCUGAGACAGGGAGCCCUAGAGAGCCUGCCCUACCUCUCCUGCCUGUGCCAGGCUGGUCAUGGCCCGCCAGUGUUGCACCAGCCCAGGUGUCGCUGUCGCAUGUUGGCUGCUUAUCGUGAUCUUGGACUUCUGUAUAUCCUUCAAUGUGGAUGUGAAAAAUGCAAUGACCUUCAGUGGCCCAGUGGAGGACAUGUUUGGAUACACAGUUCAACAAUAUGAAAAUGAAGAAGGCAAAUGGGUGCUCAUUGGUUCUCCUCUGGUUGGCCAACCCAAGAACAGAACUGGUGAUGUUUAUAAAUGUCCAGUAGGGCGAGGAGAAUCAUUACCGUGUAUAAAAUUGGAUCUUCCAGUUUAUACAUCUAUUCCAAAUGUCACGGAAGUAAAGGAGAACAUGACGUUUGGAUCCACUUUAGUCACUAACCCAAAAGGCGGAUUUCUGGCUUGUGGGCCUUUGUAUGCUUACAGAUGUGGACAUUCACAUUAUACAACUGGCAUCUGUUCAGAUGUGGAUUCCAAAUUUCAGGUUGUGAACUCCAUUGCACCAUCUGUUCAAGGAUGCAGUACCCAACUGGAUAUUGUCAUAGUGCUGGAUGGUUCAAACAGUAUUUAUCCCUGGACAAGUGUUAUAGAUUUUUUAAAUAGUUUACUUGGGAAAAUGGACAUUGGUCCCAAACAAACACAGGUUGGAAUUGUACAGUAUAGUGAAAAUGUGACCCAUGAAUUUAAUCUCAAUAAAUAUACAACAACUGAAGAAGUGCUCCUUGCAGCUAACCAGAUAAAGCAGAAGCAAGGCCUCCAAACAAUGACAGCUCUGGGAAUAGAUACAGCAAGGAAAGAGGCCUUCACUAAAGCCAGGGGUGCCAGAGAUGGAGUUAAAAAAGUCAUGGUGAUCGUGACUGAUGGAGAAUCCCACGAUAACCAUCGACUGAAUAAAGUCAUUCAAGACUGUGAAGACGAAGACAUUCAGAGAUUCGCCAUAGCCAUUCUUGGUCACUAUAACCGAGGGAAUUUGAGCACUGAGAAAUUUGUGGAAGAAAUAAGAUCAAUUGCAAGUGAGCCUACUGAAAAGCAUUUCUUCAAUGUCUCUGAUGAAUUAGCACUAGUCACUAUUGCUGAAGGUCUGGGAGAAAGAAUAUUUGCCUUGGAAGCCACAACUGACUUGUCAGCAGCCUCAUUUGAUAUGGAAAUGUCCCAGACUGGAUUUAGUGCUCAUUAUUCACAAGACUGGGUUAUGCUUGGAGCUGUUGGGGCCUAUGACUGGAAUGGAACAGUUGUCAUGCAGAAAGAUAACCAAAUUAUAACCCCACCAAACAAUUCCUUUAAUGUUGAGGCUACUAAGAAAAAUGAGCCACUUGCUUCCUAUUUAGGUUAUAUGGUGAACUCGGCCACCAUUCCUGGGGAUGUGAUCUAUAUCGCUGGCCAGCCCCGCUAUAAUCACACAGGCCAAGUCAUUACUUAUACAAUGGAAGGCCAAGAAAUCAAGAUUCUCCAAACCCUCGGUGGAGAACAAAUUGGUUCUUACUUUGGCAGUGUUUUAACAACAAUUGAUGUUGAUAAAGACUCCUUCACUGAUAUCCUACUGGUUGGAGCUCCAAUGUAUAUGGGAACAGAGAAAGAGGAACAAGGAAAAGUAUAUGUGUAUGCUUUGAAUCAGACUAGGUUUGAAUACCAGAUGAGCCUGGAGCCCAUUAAGCAAACUUGCUGUUCAUCCCUCAAGCACGAUUCCUGCAAAAAGAAAAACAAAAAUGAGCCUUGUGGGGCUCGUUUUGGAACAGCAAUUGCUUCUGUGAAGGACCUCAACCUUGACGGAUUUAAUGAUAUAGUGAUCGGCGCUCCCUUAGAAGAUGAUCAUGGAGGGGCUGUGUACAUUUAUCAUGGAAGUGGCAAGACAAUAAGGAAAGAAUAUGCGCAACGUAUUCCAUCAGGUGGAGAUGGAGAAACACUGAAAUUUUUUGGCCAGUCUAUACAUGGAGAAAUGGAUUUAAACGGAGAUGGACUGACUGAUGUGACCAUCGGAGGCCUUGGUGGUGCUGCCCUCUUCUGGUCUCGAGAUGUAGCUGAAGUUAAAGUUACCAUGACUUUUGCUCCCAAUAAAGUGAAUAUUCAAAAGAAAAACUGUAAGAUGGAGGGGAAGGAAACAGUAUGCAUAAAUGCUACCAUGUGUUUUCAUGUCAAACUGAAGUCAAAAGAAGACACAGAUUAUGUAGCUGAUCUGCAAUACCGAGUUACAUUAGACUCAGUAAGACAGAUAUCACGAAGUUUCUUCUCUGGAACGCAAGAAAGAAAGAUUCAAAAAAACAUCACAGUCCGGAGAUCAGAAUGUACUAAUCAUUACUUCUACAUGUUGGACAAACAUGACUUUCGGGAUUCAGUGAAGGUAUCAUUGGAUUUUAAUCUUUCAGAUCCAGAAAAUGGGCCUGUUCUUGAUGGUGAUCUACCUAACUCCAUACAUGAAUAUAUUCCUUUUGCAAAAGAUUGUGGAAACAAGGAGAAAUGCAUCUCAGAUUUGGCUCUGACUGUAUCAACCACAGAAAAAGACUUACUCAUUGUUAAGUCUCACAGUGAUAAAUUCAGCAUGAAUCUGACCAUCAGGAAUAAAAAGGACAGUGCCUACAAUACCAGGGUCAUUGUCCAGGCCUCUCCAAAUGUAAUUUUUUCAGGAAUUGAGGGUAUUCAAAAAGACAGCUGUGAAUCCAAUCAGAAUAUCACAUGCAAAGUUGGCUAUCCUUUCCUGAAAAGAGGAGAAGAGAUAUCUUUCAAAAUACUCUUUCAAUUUAAUAUUUCCUACCUUAUGGAAAAUGUGACCAUUCACAUAAGUGUAACAAGUGACAGUGAAGAACCUUUGGAGACACUUUCUGACAAUGAAGUAGAUAUUUCUAUUCCAGUAAAAUAUGAAGCUGGACUCCAAUUUUCCAGCUCUGCAAGUGAAUAUCACAUUUCAAUUGCGGCCAAUGAUACAGUUCCUGACGUUAUUAAUUCAACCAAUGACAUCGGAAAUGAAAUCAACGUUUUCUACUUGAUCCGAAAAAGUGGGCAUAUUCCCAUACCAGAGCUUAAGCUGAGUAUUUCAUUCCCCAACUUAACAUCAGAUGAAUACCCUGUACUCUACCUAAUUGGAUGGUCAUCUUCUGAUAAUGUAAACUGUAGACCAACUAGCCUUCAAGAUCCUUUCAGCAUCAACUUUGGAAAGAAAAUGAUACCAAAAUCUGGAGAACUCAAGCGAGGCACUAUUUCGAAUUGCAAUACCUGCAAAUUUGCAACCAUUGAGUGUAAUCUGAUCCCUUCUGAUGUAAGCCAAAUAAAUAUUACAUUCAUUUUGUGGAAGUCAACAUUUAUAAAAGCAAGUUUUUCCAGUUUGAAUCUUACAAUAAAGGCAGAACUUCAUAGUGAAAACUCAUCAUUGAUAUUAAGUAGUAGUAAUCAGAAAAGAGAGCUGGCUAUUCAGAUAUCAAAAGAUCUUCUACCUGGUCAAGUGCCAUUGUGGGUGAUCCUUCUGAGUGCUUUCGCAGGAUUCCUGCUAUUGAUGCUCCUUAUAUUAGCAUUAUGGAAGAUUGGAUUCUUCAAAAGACCAUUAAAGAAGAAGAUGGAAAAAUGAAAUUCCAUACCAGAGGAAGAAAACAGCAGUUGUUCAAUUAUCUGUCCUCAGGCUUGCUUCAAAUUUGUGACCAGAAAAAUUCUCCAUAUAAUUAUCAUCUACAUGGUCACAUGCCUUUGUUCCAUUAAGGAAUUAAUCACUCAGAAAAAAAACAGAUCAAUAAUGAUCCCAAAUGAUGAUGAUAAAUUUAUAUUUGUAAAAUAUCAGGAAAUAUUUUAAAACAAUUACUCGUUUUUGCUGAGUAAUUGAAUUUAAGAUUACAAAGUGUUUUGAAUAGAAAGGACAGCCUAUUCAAAAGUGCUUCAGAAAUGAAGGAAAAAUGUUGUCAGACUCAUGGAAGCAUGUUUUGUUUUGUUUUGUUUUUUUCCUCCAGAAAAAUACAAGUUAAAUUUUCUUUCUCUGACCCCAAUGGAAAUCUAGACUUUCAGAGUUUGAAAAUGUAUGUACGUGCCAGGAAAAAGACUCACUUGCUAGGGUCACUUCCCAUCAUGCACAACUGAGCUCAAGGGAGAGGACGUUGUGUAACAUGAACUCAUGACACAGAGGAGACAAAAAACAGAAUGAAACAGGGUCAUAUAGCAGGUAGCCUUUGGGUCAUUUCUGUCCAUUUCCCAGGGUGUCUAAAAAGCAAGGUCUAUACAGCUGAAAUUCUAUCCCAAGUUGAGAAUGAAGAUAAAAGCACUGUUAGAAAACAAGCAUAGGUUUAUAAGCUUUUAUAAGGCACACUGAACUCUCAUUUUUGAGCCUUAAGACUCAAUGUAAAAUGUCAUGGUGGUGAAAAAAGCACUUAAAAAUAAUUUUUAAUUUUAUGUGUACCUUAAAAAAUGUGAUGUGAUUUAUUCCCAAAGAAUUCAAUGUGAGGGAUAUGCUGAAUUGACUUUUGAAAAAUGGAAUUUGUUGGUAAAUGACUAUGAAGUGCCUAUUGCACCUUUGUGAAUCAACUUUGAGUUUUGAGGGACCCAGAAUUCCCAUUUUCUAAGGCAGCCCCAAAAAAGGAUUUCUCUUAGGUUCUUGGUACAGGGUUGAUUCAAAUCAAAAACUAGGACAGGGUUUUUAUUUUGUUUUGUUUUGUUUUGUGUUUUUUAUUUUGUUUCUUGAGGAUUAUUUUUUCAAUGCAUUUCUAAUAUUCUGUAAAAGACAAAAUUCCAUUUUAGUAUAAGACUUCACCAAAAAGUGUUUCCAGUGCAUGAGCUACACAUAUGUAUCAAGUAAAUAGAUCACUAGAUAUAUAUUUAAGGCAUUUUGUGUUUGAAAGCUGGCAACAACAAGAAGUCACUGCUCCAUAUUUAACUUCUUUUUUUUUUUCAAAUCAUUUCCUAAGGUAAAUAGAGUUAAUCAGAAUACCAGCUGCCAUGAACAAUUCAUUUAUUUCCUGUGACAAUACAAAUGAAUGAAUGUAUAGUAGUUGUAUCAUUCAAUAAACAUUGAAUAAGUGCCUUCUAUGUGCUAGGUACUGUGCUAAGUGCUGAGAAUAUAAAGAAAGCAAAAAAAAAAAAAAAAAAAAAAACAGCUCUAAAGGAGCUCACAGUCUAAUAAGGGAAACAACAUGAAAAUAACUUGUAUAAAAAGAUACAUAGAGGAUAAAUGGGAGAGAAUCAUUAGAAUCAUUAGAGAGAACUAGUAUUAAGAAGGAUCAGGAAAGGUUUCUUGCAAAGAAAAAAAUUUUUAGCUGGAAGUUGAAGAAAGUCAGGAAGUGAAAAUUAGGUGAAUAUUACAAGCUUGGAAAAAUGCCCAGAAUCUGGAGAUUGAAUGUCUAGUACAGAAAUGGGAAGGAAGUCAUUGUCAUUGGAUCUCAGGGUAUGUAGGGAAGGAGGAAGGCCUAAGGUGUAAAAAGAGUGGAAAGGUAGGAAACAAGUUAUGAAGGUCUUUGAAUGCCAAGAAUGAUUCUGUAUUUGAUUCUGGAGAUCAGAACACUAGUAUUUAUUGAAUAGGAAGGUGACCUGGUCAGAGCUGCCCUUUAUGUAUGAACUGCUGCUGUAAAAUACAUUCAAAUUUUAAAAUAACUUUCCAAUUGUUACCACAUCCUAUCGAGGAUGUACUGUAAUAAAACCUCAAUUGAUCAGAACCUAGUACCUAAAGAGGAGUUUAAAGAUUUUUUCUUUGAUCAUUUUCUAGGAAAAAUAAAAGAAAUAACAAAUAAGCCAACUUCAGGGUAUUUGAAAUUAAUCUAGUUUCCUAAAAUUUCCAUAUAUAUAUACUAUGAUUAACAGUAAGAUUAAUCAUGCUCUUCCAUCUUCUCUUUCUGAAUAUCUUAUAUACUUAUUAAUACCUUCUCACUCCUUCUAUCCAUAUGCACAGUCCCUUCAAGGUACCUGAUAAUUGCUCUCAAAUCUUCACCUUGUUAUUCCCUUCCUGUGAUAUCCUUUUACUCCAAAAUUAUCAUUUCCUUUUGAUGUCCCUUGCUUAUCAAAAAUCAUGUUACCUCAGAAUUCCAUUUUCCCCUAGUUCUUAGGCAGAAAUCAAACUGGGUUAAUUAACCUCUCAACCUCAGUUUCCUCAAUUAUAAAAUGAGGUGGUUGGACUAGGAGAUUUCCAAGGAUUUAUGAUUGUAAUUCACAUUAAAGUGAUGUUUUCACUUUCCCAUAAGGUAUUUGCUCUUUAAAAAGACAAUGCUUAUUGAUCCAAAAAAAAAAGUUUCAGUAGUAGAAUUUAAGAUAAUAUGAAAAAGUAAGACAAGUAUUUAGGAUCUAGGCACCUUCUAGUACCCCUCACAUCAUAUAAAGUAUAUAGUUACCUAUUUUUUUCUAUCCAGUAGUCCAACCCCAUUUCAAUCAUAGGGGUGAAAAUAAAAAAUAACAUCUGGGUAUUAAUAAGAAUUUCUAUUUUCCUAACAUAUUACUUCAUUAAAACUUUAUUACAUAUGAGUUAGCACUAGAGACUAGUCCUGCAAUUUCAUUAGUAGAGAGAAUUCCCAUGUAAGGAAACUUCUACUAAUGCAGAUUAUCAGGCAACAUCUUUUCUGGAACUUAGCUUCUUAAGACAGUUGCUAAGAACAUCAAGAGUUGAAAUGAUUUGCCCAAUAUAUGAAUGUGCGCACACACAAAAAUUAUAUGUAUAUACAUGCACCUGCAUAUGUAUGUACAAGACAUACAUGCAUACAUACAUGUGUGCAUAUAUAUAUAUAUUUAUAUACAGAGAUGAGACAUGAACUUAGCUUUUCUUGACUUCAAGACCAGCUCUAUCAACCAUUAAAACAAAUAAUCAAAUAUUAAUUAAGUAUGAAGUUUUCACCUAAAUGAAAUUACAAUAUAGCACUGACCUAAACAGCAUUAAUUCAUUGAUUAUACUUUUUAAAGUAUGACUAAAAAUUAAGUAACAGAGAAGCAACAAAAGUAGAUUCCUAAAAAGGUUUUCACAGUCUAUUUAGCCACAUAUUAUGUAUGUAUAUAUAUGUUUAUGUAUGUGUACAUAUUAUAUAUACAUAUAUGUAUAUACAUAUAUUUAUAUGCCUUUAACUAACAGAGUAGAUAUAUUAAAAGUUGUGUAGGCAGAUUGGCUAACAGAAUUUUAUUUUAAAUGUUAACUCGUGUUUUUCUUCAACUGGUUGCCUUAGCUCCUUUUUUGAUUUGGUUUUCAGUUCCUUCAUUCUAUCAUAAAUUUUAAACUUAAUAUUUAAUUUUAUUGUACAAUACAGAUAAUAUUGAAGAUGGGGAAUAUAUUGACAGAAUAAAGAGAUGAAAUUCUA
This is a messenger RNA of Sarcophilus harrisii (Tasmanian devil), 7826 nucleotides long. RefSeq names its product integrin subunit alpha 1 (gene ITGA1). The record is from RefSeq and is a predicted model, not a curated record. The transcript is spliced from 29 exons. Gene Ontology annotation, cellular component: external side of plasma membrane; integrin complex. Gene Ontology annotation, molecular function: integrin binding. Lineage: Eukaryota; Metazoa; Chordata; Mammalia; Dasyuromorphia; Dasyuridae. Gene Ontology annotation, biological process: integrin-mediated signaling pathway; cell adhesion mediated by integrin; cell-matrix adhesion. The coding region runs from base 605 to 4141 and encodes 1178 amino acids.